Messenger RNA from Notodromas monacha, 2017 nucleotides. The record is from the annotation of a GenBank genome assembly. NCBI's taxonomy places the organism in Eukaryota, Metazoa, Arthropoda, Ostracoda, Podocopida, Cyprididae.
AGAUUCUGUGGUGGAUGAAAUCAGUAAUUGUUACCGGUGCUUGAAUGAGUGAAAGCAUAGACAUGACGGAUUUCGAUUCCCGGAGUCGUCAGAGGAAGAAAUCCUCGCCCCAAGAGCGCCUCCUAAGCGAAUCAUCAGACGACCACAAGUCUCACCACAGCUGGCGAGACUUAAAAGGGGACUAUGGAAACAUAGCUGUGCUUUACUUUCUGUACGUUUUGCAAGGAAUCCCCAUCGGUCUUGCCGGCAGUGUACCAAUGAUUUUGCAGAAUCGCGGUGUGAGCUACAAGGAGCAAGCGGAAUACAGCUUCGUCAAUUGGCCCUUCAGCAUCAAGCUCUUGUGGGCACCGAUUGUCGAUUCCGUGUUUUGCAAGCGAAUCGGGAGGAGAAAAACCUGGCUGAUACCUGUGCAAUAUCUUCUGGGUCUCGCCAUGAUGACUUAUGCGUAUUUCGUCGACGAGCAUUUAGGAGAAGCGCCAGCUAGUCAUCCGAAAGUCGGGACUUUAACGAUGAUGUUUUUCGGACUGAAUUUCCUCGCUGCGACGCAAGACAUUGCCGUUGAUGGCUGGGCCUUGACCAUGUUGAAGAGAGAAAAUGUCGGGUUUGCAUCGACUUGCAAUACCGCGGGUCAGACAACGGGUUAUUUUCUUGGUUCAGUCGUGUUCAUGGCCCUGGAAUCAGCCGAGUUUUGCAACUCUUACAUAAGAUCUGUUCCGGAGCCGAAUGGACUUCUGAAAUUAUCAGAUUUCUUAUUCAUUUGGGGCAUAAUAUUCCUAGUAACGACGACUCUUGUUGGAAUCUUGAAACAUGAGAAGGAUGGAUCUGAAUUACCCGCCGGGGAAAUGCAUGAAGAAGGCGUUCUCGACACUUAUUUCACCCUUUGGAAAAUUCUGAAGCUACCGAUUGUGAGGAUUACGGCUAUUUUCCUACUCACCAGCAAAAUUGGUUUCGCUGCCACGGAUGCCAUCACAGGCCUGAAAUUGAUAGGGAAAGGUGUGCCCAAGGAGAGUCUCGCCAUGCUCGCAGUUCCCUUGGUUCCGUUGCAGAUCAUUCUUCCUGUCAUGAUCUCAAAGUAUACAGCUGGGCCGAAGCCAAUGGAGGUGUUGCUGAAAGCCAUGCCCAUGAGACUGAUGUUCGGAUUCGUGUUUGCCUUCGUUGUUUGGGUCACGCCAUGGUUUGAAGUGAGCAAAGGAACUUUUGCUUGGUACUAUUACGCGUUGCUCUUGGCUGUCUACAUGAUGCAUCAGGUAACGCUGUACAGCAUGUAUGUAGCAUUGAUGGCGUUUUUUGCGAAAGUGAGCGAUCCGAAAGUCGGGGGGACCUACAUGACGCUGAUGAAUACCCUUACGAACCUCGGUGGAAAUUGGCCUGCCACGUUGAUGCUUUGGAUUGUGGAUAACUUGACUCUGAAAGCUUGCAUGAGUCCUGCAAAUGGAGAACGUAUUGAUCCUGUCACUUGCUAUGAACCUGAUGCAAAUGAGCAAUGCCUCGGUUUGGGCGGAAGAUGCGAAGUGACCCUUGACGGAUAUUACAUAGAAACUGCGAUUUGCGUGGUGAUAGGGUUCCUUUGGCUACAGGGUUGGGGCAGAAGAACGGCAAAAACCCUUCAGAAUCUUCCCUUGAAGUCGUGGAAAGUUCGGUGAAAAUGCCGCAUUUGUUACACGCACACCAGCACACAUGCUUUUCCCCCAGCCCCUCGUUUCUCAUGACUCGAAUCUUUGAAGUGUGUAGUCUUUUUCCCAACUUUUGAUUGUUCGGUCUAAGAGAAGAAUGCGGAUCAUGCAAUUAUUUUUUGUUGUUGUUCGGAGAGAAGUAUUUUCUUUUGUUGCAAGUCUGCUCAGCUGUUCCGUUUGGUCGGUGACUUCUUUGGUUGUUUGUUGCCGAUACGGCUGAUGAUUCCGACGUCAGUUUUGUUCCAAAUCGAGGUCUCGAUGUUGGGGAAAACCGUUGCUGUGAUUUUUUGUCUCUGGCGGGGAUAAACCAGGAUUUAGCGCAAGAAGGCGUGUAGACAUUUUAU